AUGCCCACUCCUCGUAUGAACAUUCGCUCAAUUAACGGGUGCUACACCUGCAAGAAUAGGAAAAAGAAAUGUGACGAGACACACCCCCAAUGCCUGCGUUGCAUUGGAAUGGGAAUACAGUGCGGAGGAUAUCCUCCGCUUGAAAACCCCGAUAGCAGGGGAGUUAUGCGUCGUGCACGACCUAUCCUACCUGCUACCGGCACUAAGCGUGGCACCACCUUCAAGAUGGUAAUGCCUGGAUCAACCAAGUACACUGCAUCACAUGUGUCUUCGUCAACAACAAGCUCAGUCGCUGCCGGUCGAUCGCAAACUACUAACGAGGAAAGAAACAUAUCUACAGAGCCCCAAGGCCAAAUGUCAACCUUUUCCCAGUUUCCUGAUCCUCCGAGCCAACCGGGCCAUUCAUCUACAGCGGACACCACUCAGACCUCACUUAUGCAGCAACCCGUAGUACCCACUCAAUCGCGGGAUAUGGGAUACGCAACCGGACAGCUCCCGGCUAGCUCUGACCGCCGUCCACAUGGUUCCUCGUCUGGUUCGUCAGCAGGUGCUUCAUCUCUAGAAAUAGUUCAUUCACACACGCCGAGCAAUCAUUUGGAGGAAGUACAUAUACAUCCUAGUCAGGGACAACCCGGUCCGGCCUACGGAGUUCCAGCAUUCGAGCAUACGUGGAACGAAUUAUCCGUACCCACUCAAUCUAGACCACUUGAUUCACUAUUCUCCGUCUCUGCCUCCGGCUCUGGUUCUGGUUCUGGCUCUCGCUCAUCAGGAUCGUUACCCUCGUUAAGCUUCAGCCCCAGUGAGGAUGAGGAAUCGGCGAGCGACGACGAGGAUCCUGAAGGGGUUGGGAUAGUCAUGUGUACAAUCCCAACCCCUGAUCCUCAUGCACAGAGUAACACAUUGCCCUUUGUGUUGCAAAGUUAUGCGCGUUGGGCAAAUUUCUCUGUAUUUGAACCUUCGAGGAUCGCAUACCAACUAAGGGACAACAUCCUUGCUCGCUUUUCGAGCUCCCAAGCCUCACGAAAUCGGGUCAUACUUAUCGCAAACGCGAUCACUGCGAUUGGAAGAGAUGCCAAAUUCACUAUACGAAGUACAUCGAUUGUCGCUAUCCUCUAUGACGAGGCACAACAGAGUAUAGCACACGUAACUUCAAAACAACCUGCUUCACGCCGUGAAUUGGAUAUACCCCUCGCGUCGAUGUCGUUUGACCACUUGUCGAGAUGCUCCUCCUACAAUGUUGGUCACUGGGGCCAAGGAACCUUAUGGGUCUCAUGCAUGCUGCCGCACCGGUAUUUCGACGAGCUUGUCCCGAGCCUCCAGAGCAGCUGGUUAGCCUCCCUCGCAUAUUGUUGGAAUCUGCAUUCCAUCAUCGACAAUUCGCUGAGAGCGAUGUCCUCCUUACCCUCUGAAGAGACGUGGGACCGAAUCGCGAGAGAAGAUGGAUUACAGUGGUUACGAGGCCUUCCGGGACAAUUUCUUGUUCUGCUGGCUUGGAUCAACGGAUUGUGCGAAGAAUUCGGCACCAACGUAGAUCCACAGAUCUUAGCUGAGAUAGAAACCCGAAUUCGGAGUGCAAGGUUCGCCCCUGGGGUGUCAUCUGACCCAAUUCUUACUGUCCGGAGGCUCGCGGUAAAGGAAUGUUGGCGGCAAACGGUAUUUGUCUACCUCUACAUGGCACUUUGUGGAGCUGGUGCUGAUGACCCUCGGGUAGCCCAGGCGGUCAAGGCAUUCACACGAAUUAUCAAUGGUGUCAAGCCGGGUCAUAACCCUGACACCUUCUUGCUGAUACCAAUGCAUGUUGUUGGGGUCGCCGCGCGCCGGAGAAAAGAUCGUGAUUCGAUCCGUCGGCGAAUAUUUGGCCUUCAAAAAGGUGCUAAUUCUGGCACACCACCUCACACUGCCCUCUUAAAACUCACCGAUAUCUGGGAACGAACGGAAGUGGAGAAUCGAGCAGCUGUAUGGUCUGACCUGAGAGUUAUGGCAAUGGAGGGAUUGUACUCCGAGUACCAAGAUGAUAUGGAGGGCGUUGUGAGCGGCGCUGGACCCUCAGCCUCUGCAGAAACCCAGAAACCAGUCAAGAGGAACAUAAUUGUGGAUGACCAACAUCCAUUCGACCUCGAGCUAUAUAUCUCCUCAUAUAAAGGUCAAGCUGCUAUCAAGCGCCUGCGCUUCAUUGCCGCCAACAGUGCUACACUCCAAGCCGAUGCACUCCGCCUCGCCAUCGACCAGGUCAAAUCCACUAAUAUCGAUGUGAAUUUGUACCACCAACUUGUAACAGAGUACAAUGCACUCCCCUCUGUCCACAAGCAGAUUACUCUCGACCAGGACUGGAUGGCCAAGGUCAAGACGGCUAAAGAUGCCGAGGGCGACCGCCUGCAAGUCGAACUCAAGACCUAUACGACGAAUCUCAUCAAGGAGAGUACACGAAUGGCCUAUCGCGACUUGGGCAACUUUUACCGUUCGUUCGGGGAUACAGCCAAUGCGCUCAAGCACUACUCCAAGGGGCGCGAAUCGUGUACUACUGCAGGCCACGUGUUGCAAAUGAAUAUGGCCGCUGUGGAACUACUAGUCGAACAACUCAACUUUGCCCAAAUUUAUUCUUACGUCUUCAAAGCAGAGUCUGCGCUCGAAUCAGCGUCGGCCGGCGGAGCUGGCACAGGUAAAGGAGCAGACAAGGCGGAUGCAGAGUAUGAGCGUGCCAGGUCCAAAUUGCAGCUUGCCAGUGGAAUCGCUCAGCUCGGACAAGGAAACUUCCAGAAAGCCGCCUGGACGUUCUUGAAACUCGAGAAGAAUGUAGAUGAUUGGUUGGGUACACUUGUCGCUCCAGCUGACAUCGCAAUAUAUGGAACGUUGGCCGCCCUAGCCACUCUCAGCCGCUCUCAAAUCAAAGCAUCUGUAGUAGAAAGUGACACGUUCACGUAUUUCAUAGAACAGGAGCCGUAUAUUCGUGAGAUUAUCGAUGCAUAUACGAACAAUAACUUCAAGGUCGUUCUCGAACUUCUUGAUCGCCAUUCGUCACGCCACGGAUUGGACGUUGUUCUUGCUCCACAUAUUGGCUUGCUUACUAGCCUCAUUCGGGAUCGCGCCCUGGUCCUUUAUACCACCCCAUUUACGUCCAUUCGGUUACAACGCUUGGCAGAGGCUUUCGGAAUUACGUUAUCCGAUGUGGAAGCACAUAUCGUACGAUUGGUGAGGGAAGGGCAAGUAAAAGGUCGGGUGGAUGCAAACGAAAAGGUUUUAAUCGCAACUCAGGUAGAUCCUCGAGCCGAGUUGUUCCAAAGGGCGCUCAAGGCCGGUGUAGAAAACGAGGCAACAGCUCGAAAACUCAUUCUGCGCAUGAAGUUGAUCCAAAACGACCUUGUUGUGAAAACAAGCAAAUCUCAGCAACAGCGAGUUGGCCCCCCGGCUCAAGACGAAGAAAUGGGUAGUAUAGUCGAGGUCCAAUAG
Molecule: messenger RNA, 3447 nt
Organism: Rhizoctonia solani
Lineage: Eukaryota; Fungi; Basidiomycota; Agaricomycetes; Cantharellales; Ceratobasidiaceae
Product: 26S proteasome non-ATPase regulatory subunit 6
Exons: 14
Coding region: 1-3447 (1148 amino acids)
Biological process (GO): regulation of DNA-templated transcription
Cellular component (GO): COP9 signalosome
Molecular function (GO): DNA-binding transcription factor activity, RNA polymerase II-specific; zinc ion binding
Source: RefSeq, a predicted model, not a curated record